Molecule: messenger RNA, 1168 nt
Organism: Uloborus diversus
Lineage: Eukaryota; Metazoa; Arthropoda; Arachnida; Araneae; Uloboridae
Product: cathepsin O-like
Cellular component (GO): lysosome
Molecular function (GO): cysteine-type endopeptidase activity
Source: RefSeq, a predicted model, not a curated record
UCUUCUACUCAUCCAUAAUGACUUGGCUGGCAGCAUUACACGCGGUCUUCAGCUGCUGUCUGCUUCUUUUUGUUGUGUCUUACGAUGAGACAAAAACAGAUGUCUUUCAACGCUUUGAGGACUACAUUAGAAAAUUCAACAAGAGCUAUCACCCUGGAACGGUGGAAUUUACGAAGAGGGAAUCAAUAUUCGAGCAAACUCUGAAAAGAAUCAAUUGGUUAAACAAGAACGGAAACUUCACGCAAUCGACUGUUUAUGGCAUCAAUCAGUUCUCCGAAAUGACACCAGAGGAAUUCAUAAGAUAUGUCCACCUUGCCAAAGUGGACGUUCCCGCCGACAAACUUCCCAAAAAGAGCUCUUUAUACCCCAGAAGUAUGAAACUUCGGGCAAACAGGAACAUCAGGGAUCAGUUGCCGCAGAGAGUCGAUUGGAGGGAGAAAAAGGUUGUGACGCCAGUAAACAACCAAGAGGAAUGCGGAGCUUGCUGGGCCUUCAGCACCGUAGAAACAAUUGAAACCAUGUAUGCCCUGAAGACGGGGCAACUCGAACAAUGGAGCGUGCAACAGGUGAUUGAUUGCGCUGCGAAACCUGACAACGGCUGCGAAGGCGGUGACACAUGUCUAACCAUCAACUGGCUCUAUGAGGACAAAGUAAAACUCGUUCCGGCCAAAGAUUAUCCAUUUGAUGGUAAAACUGGUACCUGCAAAGAAAAAGUUACGUCAGACACAACAGUGCAAGUUGCCAGGAAUUUUACGUGUGACAGUUUUGUAGGUGAGGAAGACCUAAUGCUUCUCCACUUGGCAUAUCAUGGACCUUUGAUUGCGGCAGUGGAUGCGACAGGAUGGCAAGAUUACUUGGGAGGCAUCAUCCAGUUCCAUUGCGAUGCUGAGAGAAACCAUGCCGUUCAAAUUGUUGGAUAUGACCUGAAAAGUGACAUUCCAUACUACAUUGUGCGCAAUUCUUGGGGCACUCAGUUCGGCAACGAUGGAUAUCUAUACAUUGCUAUAGGAAAAAAUAUGUGCCGUAUAGCAGAAGAAGUAUCAUCUGUGGAUGUUCUAUGAUAAUUGAAAUGAAGCUGAUAUCAUUACAGAAAAUAUAAUAUUUCAUUUUGAAUUUCUAUACUAUUUAUUGCAUUUAAACCAAGAUUUUUGUAAUUUAAUAAAAAUGA